Trypanosoma brucei brucei TREU927 is the source of this 1242-nucleotide messenger RNA. RefSeq lists its product as hypothetical. Lineage: Eukaryota; Euglenozoa; Kinetoplastea; Trypanosomatida; Trypanosomatidae. Bases 1 to 1242 code for a protein of 413 amino acids. The record is from RefSeq and is a predicted model, not a curated record. The transcript has a single exon.
AUGAAUACGAUACGUUACCUAGUGUCGGGAAAAGGUAUUUUUAACAGUAUUUGCGAUCUUAUUAUACGCCCACAGCGAGCAGUAUAUGAUCCUCGAACAGAUUUGGGUCCAACGAUUUUCCGCCUUGACGCCGAUGAUCCUCAGCGGUACAAACGCACGGACCUAACGAUAGAGAACAUGCGGGGGCUAACCUUGCAAUGUUCAUGGUUUCGUACCUUAAGUAAUGAAAAACAACCGUGUAUUGUCUAUAUUCAUGGCAACUGUGGUUCACGUUACGACGCAUUAGAGGCACUCUUUCUGCUUAAGGAAGGGUACAGUUUGUUUUGCUUUGAUGCAGCGGGUAGUGGAUUAUCGGAUGGGGAAUACAUAUCACUUGGUUUCUAUGAACGACAGGAUCUCGCCGCGGUUGUGGACUACCUUGAGGAUCAGGAGGAAGUGGAUGGCAUUGGGCUCUGGGGCCGUAGUAUGGGAGCCGUCACCUCCAUCAUGUAUGCAUCAAAAGAUAACUCCAUCAAAUGUAUCGUUUGCGACUCGCCCUUUUCUACGCUGCGGAGUCUUGUAAAUGAUUUGGUGAAGCAGCACGGCUCCAAGCGAUUUCCUAGUUCACUCAUAAACAAAAUUGUGAAUCGCAUGCGCAAACGCAUCGCCGCGCGUGCGGCUUUUAAUAUUGAUGAUUUGGAUACGUUAAAGUACGCUUCGGAGUGCACCGUUCCUGCGUUCAUAUUUCACGGCAGGGAGGAUGAUUUCGUCUUCCCACGGAAUUCAAUUGAUGUGAGUAACUACUUUAUGGGUCCAUGUUUACAUCAUUUAGUGGAUGGAGGACAUAAUGAUGAACGCGGCGAAGAUGUGAGAAACACUAUUAAAGGUUUCUUCUCGCUCUACCUCGUUCUCAAGCGGGAAAAUGGACGCCCGGUAGCACACUUAAUGCAAGAUGCAACGAAUCGUGUGCCCAGGGAAUAUAUUCCACGAGUGGAUUCAGGCGAUGUUUCGUCAUCACCUGAGAGAGACGGUGAUGAUAAUGAUAAUAAUAGUGGUGUUGGCGGUAGUGGUGAUGUCAGUGUUGAUGAUGGGGGAAAUUCUUCAACCAGCGAUGAGGUGCACGGUCUCGAGGGAUCAGGGGAUGAGGAGGAACCAAUAGAUGAAGCUCCCAGCCGUCCGCUAUCUGCAUCCCUAGCACCUGUCAGGGUUACAAAACCAUGGUUUUAUGAUCCAAAUGAUUUGCUGUUAGAGAGAAAAGAUUGA